AUGAGCCCUUUUGGCUCUUUGUCCUGCAGGUUGGAAAAGGAGUGCCGGCCAGGGUUUUCUAGUUUUGCCCGUGCCCACUUUCCGCUGGCAGCGGAGCGUGGUUGCGAUCCGGGGCAUCUUUGGGAGAAGGGCUUCUCCGUGGUGAACCUCCAGGGUGCGAUCCUGGAGUUUGUCAAGGAAGUGUUUUUUGGUUUGGGGGUCCUCGGUGCGUCGAGGGCUUGGGCCACUGCGAUUGGCCUGCAGGACAAAGAUAUGCGGUCCUACUACGAGUCGUUCGGUGAAGCUGUGGGCGAAGAUUCGACUGGGGAAUCGAGCCCGGCUGAAGAGAGGAGUUGGGAUGCGAGAGAGAGGGCGGUGCGACGCUUUCCGGACAAUGCGGGCACGGGCGGCAUCUCAAGUGACUCGAAGGACCGCGAGGAGGAGGAACCAUGGAGCAACGACAGAGGGCGGCUGCGGAUGAGGCAGCCCGAAUGGGACGGAUGGUCUGAAGAUGGGUCCUGGAGGGACCCGCGAGCUCCAUGGGAAGAUGAUGGAAGGAGCCAGGAGACUUGGUCCUGGCGUGGUGGCCGGGACAGUGACCAGAGGAGCACCGAGAACUGGGGCUGGACCAAAGGUCAAAGUGGGCGAGAUGACAACCGGCAGAGCGCGGAGAACUGGAGCUGGACCGAGGGUCUGACUGAGCGAGAUGACGAUCGGUGCAGCAUGGAGAACUGGAGCUGGAAGACUGGCUGCAGUGGAGGCGGAGGCAGCCGCGCGGAGCCGGGGAAGAGGUGGCCGAAGGGCCAGCAACAAGGCUGGAACUCCAAGGCGGCACUCUAUGUCGGGGAGGAGGAGCACCCCGACUACGAGCUCUACUACAAGGACCAGGACGCGGCCGAGGAGAUUCGCGACCGGAAGGGCGAGGUGAAAGUGGUCGGCGAGGAGAACAACACCGACAAGGAGAAACGGGGAGGGGGAAGAGUGUCCAAUACAUAUCCCCCCACCUUCCGGGCCAGGCCUCAGGAGAGCUACGCUGAGUGGAAGCGGGCCGUGGAGUUUUGGAUCGGUGGAGAAGGAGGACAACUCCCACUGGAACUGAUUGGGCCACGGAUGAUGGUCCAGCUUCGAGACCGAGCAGGGCAACUAGUGAAAAGGCUCACGAAUGCCGAUGUUAAUGGGCCGGACGGCAAGGAGGUGAUCUUUCGGGAGCUCGAGAAGUCCCCGCUGAUCAAGCAGGUCGACAAGCACAAGAUCGACGAGCACCGGAGGCGCUUGAUGCACUUGAACCGGGCCCCUGGCGAGUCGGUGGAGAGCUACAACACUCGAGCAGCCCUGUAUCGGGCCCAGCUGGAGGGCUUGGAUAGCUCGCUGGCUAUGGGGGAGGCCUUCUACGUGGGCCACCUCCUGGACCAUGCCCACCUUAGCAAAAGGAUGGUGGAGCUGGCGGCCGAGCUUGAGGGCGACCCGGGCUAUCCCCUAGGCCUCUCCGAGCCCAACCUGGCUAAGAACGGGGAGGAGUGGAUGCUGCAACGAGGGGACCUCCGGGGCCGCUUCAUGAACGGUGGGGGCGGCCGAGCGGCGAGCGGGGCUCCAGGCGGUCGAGUGGCUAGACAAGCUUUUGCGGCCGACUGGGACGAGGUGCCGGAGCCCAUCCUCGAGGAGGGCGAAGACUCGCUGGACGAGGGCGAGACGCCACCGGAGUUGCUGAUCCGGGAGAAUGAGGCUUUCGGGAUGCAGUACCGGGCGAAGCAGAAAAUCGCUGAAGUCAAGAAGCUCAGACAGUACUACCGGAAGCCAGACAAUGACUCCAAGCGGCGUGCGCUGGCUGAACAGAUGAAGGUGAAUCCGUGCCACAAUUGUGGCGAGCUGGGGCACUGGAGCCGGGAAUGCCCCCACCCGCCUAAGGCUGGAGGCGGCAAUCAAGGGCCGAAGGCUCAGCAAGCCUUUGUCGCGAGAGCUCGCCCGACGACCCCGAGCGCAGAGCAGCCGGAGGACCGCGAGUGGGAUCUCCUACUUUCCUUGUGCAGCGGGGGGCCAAGCGGCGCCCGAGACUCGACUGUGGGCUCUCGUCUGAAGUACAAGGGCGCGUCGCAAGGGUCGGUUGCACAUAGAGCUCUCGGGGUUAUUGAGGUCGACGGGUUCGAUGUCAUGUGGUCCGUGCAAGAGCUUGCCUUCAAGAUCAUACUGGACAUUGGUUGCAUGAGGUCUGUGGCGGGGGUUCAAUGGGCCAACUUGCUAGUGAAGCGCUGGCGGGAGGAAGGUCGUUGGAUGCACGUGCGCAAGGAGAAGGAAACCUUCAAGUUCGGGGGCGGGGAAGUGUUGACUAGUCGCUUUCGUCUGUCGUUCGUGGGGAGCUUUGCGGGACGACCUAUAGUCUAUGGCUUCAGCAUCGUUGAAGGAAACUGUCCACCGUUGUUUUCCAGAGCGGCAUGCACACAGCUGGGGGCCAUCAUUGACUGUGAGAAUCACUCAGUGUCUUCGAGAAAGCUUGGAAUCAAGAACUAUGGCGUAGGUCAGGACAGUGGACACUACACGCUUGCCGUUGAUGAUUGUGAACCCGAGUGUGCCGUGCUCCCCCCCGACUUUAGCAUGACUGAGGGAGCCGAUGUGAUGCUGCUACAUCCGGAAGUUUUGCAGGGGCCCAAGACUAGCGAAAGCACCUCGCCCCGCAUUGCCGAUGGCAACCGCAGCGAAGUGGAGAGCGGGAACGAGUCCUACCAGGUGGUGGGAAUGGACCACGAUGGCGAGGACCGGCCGAGACGUGCGGCGCCACCACGACCGGAGAACAAGAACACCGUGAAGGGCCGCCGACAAUCAACAGCGACAGGGUCUCGGGAGCUGGCUUCGGAGGCCUAUGCGACGGUGGAGCCAGCGGAGGGCCUGACAGCCGAGGAGGUGAUGCUGUUGAACAAGAGACGGGCCAAACAGGCAGCCUCCAAGGCCCGGGCGAUCCAGAAGAGGGCUCUGACUGGAGUCCACGCGGAGUACCCGUCCUUGUCACAUGCUUGGAGCAGCGAGGUUGCGUACAACUUAGUGGCCUCCACGGCAAGCCGGAUGAGGACUUACCUGUGGAAGAAGCUGGUUUGGCAGCUGAGGAUUCGAGCGGCGGUGCAGGCCGACGGCGAUCGCCGCUGGAAGCGGAAUCCCAGGUGGCUGUCGAUGCUGCUGGGGAAGGAGGUGGCCUUUCUCUUCGGCCACUUCGGCGCCAUGAGGCGAGGCGGGGAAGGUCACCGCCCAAAUCGUGGACUCCACCAGAAGAUCAAGGGCGGCCUUCGACAGGCCCGCGAGGCCUUGGGCACUAUCGAUCGGGUGGUGCGCGACCCUGGCAAGAAGCUGGUCCUGGAAGUGUUUGGGGGUCGCGGGACUUUGUCGCGGCUCGCAGCCCAGCGACCGGGGUGGAUGGGGGGCCCUAAGAUCGACAAGGUUGCCGACUGGGACCUCACCGUGCCGGGGAAGCAGAAGGACUUGCUCAACUUGGUGGAGCAGCUCAAGCCCGACUUGGUGACGUUCGACCCUCCCUGUGGAGCAUGGUGCAACCAAGGCGGGGAUGCCCUGGCCGAGAGCUCAGUUUGGGAGCGUCGGAGAGAGCAGCUGGCCUACUGGCGGGUGAUCGCUGAUGCUUUUCACUUGGACUUUAUGCAGGCGCGGGGUGAUGUGGUGCGCGGGGUCCUACCUCUGUGCAGUUUUGGCUUAUGCGACCCGCAAAGCCGGCGGCCCUACCUCAAGAAGGUGAUCCUGGAGGCCAACAACCCGGAGAUGAUCCGCUAUAUGCUCAGGGGCGCCUACUGCAAGCACGGGGCUACGGGACACCAGCCGAUCGAGGGUUACUGCCAGGAAGGUGGGUCCUGGGUGAAAAGGUCGGAGGUGGCAGCCCGAUGGCCGGAGAAGCUGUGUCAGCGGAUCCUCGAGGCGGCGGACCAUGCCCUGAAGGGGGCUGGCUCCAGUGAGUUGGGUUCCCUCCACGAGGCUACUUCAGGGACACGAUGGGAGGGAUUGGUUGUAUCCAACUCUGCGGUCCCGGAGGAGAACUUGCGGAUGGAGCUGGCCCGGAACUCAAUGACAGGAGAGAGGUACGACUUUGUGUGUUUUGACGGGGCCGGCAAUCAACAACCACGAAGAUUGCGGGCCUUGGUGGCGCACUUACAUGUCACCAUGGGGCAUUUGUCCAAUGAGCGGCUGGAGCGCCUCCUGAAGCUGAGUGGGGCUAGCGAGGCUGCUGUGAGCCUGGUCGCUUACAACAAACCGAAGUUCUUCAACGAGCGCGUCUCCGGCGACUCCUUUUACGUGUGGGAUGCGGUGGCCGACCUAACAGACAGGCCGGACUCUGCCUUUAGUCGGGAAGUGUUCCAGGACCUGUGGCUCGCGGUGUUCGGCCCCCCCGAUACUUUGGUCACGGACGGUGGCCCAGAGUUUGCCGGGAGCCUGGCGGUGAUGCUUGACCUCAUGGGGGUCGUCCAGGAGGUCGUGCCCGAGGGCGCGAAAUGGCGACUGGGUCAAGCCGAACGACACGGAGCCGUCCUCAAGCUGAUGGUGAUGAAGAUGACGAAGGGUAUGGACCUUAAGGGGCUGAAGGACAUGCGACAUGCGCUUUUGGCUUCGGUGGCGGCAAAGAACAGGACCCUCAACCGCGGAGGAAUCUCACCGAUGCAAGCUGUGACAGGCCGGAACACUAUGAUCCCUGGGAGCCUUAUGUCGCAACUGGCGAGUGGCCGGGUGAAGUUCAAGUACAACGAGGCGGUCGGACACAAUGAAGCCAUUGCGCGGUCCGAGAGGAUAAGGAUUGGGGCCCUGGAAGCCUUUCACUGGUUGGACUCCCACGACGCGCUGAGGCGAGCCUUGGCCUCACGAUCCCGACCUCCUUUCCUCGAGGGUGUGCGGGAAGGGGCCAUUGUGUAUGUGUACGAUCCGCCGGCCUCAAGACGGGGCCUCGCAAGGCGCAUGCAAGACAACAGCAGCUGGACCGGACCAGGGGUGAUCGUAUGUGUGGAGCGCGAUCGCCCUGUACCUCAGAGAGUAUGGGUGCGACUGCGGGGUCGGGUCAAGGCCUUUCCUCUGGAGAAGUUGAGACUGGCUACCGUGGACGAGAUGGCCAGCGCCCAAUUCAUCACCCAGGCAGUCACCGAAGUGGAGGAGGAGCUGCGAGGCGGGCAAUUACGAGUGGAAGACGCCGGGGCCGAGGCCAGCCAGCCACAGCCCGGAGACGGACAAGGACGAGGCACGGCUUCGGAUUCGUCUUCCUCUUCCUCGUCGGAUGAUGACAUGGAGGAGCCAGUGGACGAGGAGGCCAAGGCCAAACAGGAAGCACGCGCCCGACUCCUCGACGACGUGCCUUUCUCAGUGGCCCAGAACCUCGAGGCCAACCGCAAGAGGGACGCCGAGGAUGCCAUGGACCCUCAUGCCUUGGACUUUCAGAAGAAGCAGAAGCUGUUCGAGUCCUUGGCCAAGCAGCUUGAGCCUCCCUCUCCUUUGGAGGAGGCGUCGCUGAGGAAGCAUCUGGAGGACACCUACGCCAAAUUCAAGUCGGUGCGUCGAACCAUUAAGUCCAAACCGCGGGGAGGCCCGGGUCGAAGUCGCGGCGAUGGUGGACAUGCGUCCAAUGCGGAUAGGAGCCAGAUCCGGACUGUGAUGGAGGUGACCCCCGAGGAGCUGGCCCCGACAUUCUUCCGACCGGGCGAGAUGGAAACUCUACUACAAGACACUGUGGGCCAGUGGAGUCUGUGGGGGGAGAGCUCGCCCCACUGUGAGAACGAGGUCCUCGUCCAGGUGGGUCAACAAGCGGCAAAGGCGGAGGCAGAUGGGCUCACCGAGGUUGUCACGGGCAAGGCGGUGGGCGUCUACCUCGAGCAUGGCGGGUUCGUUCUCACCAACAAAGGUGGGCCGGAGCUGGACGAGGCCGAACUAAAGGCGCGGUGGAUUUUUGGGGGCCAUAAGGAUCCAGAUGCUGGACUCUAUGCGACGGCGUCCCCGACGGCUAGCACUCUGGGUCACAACUUGCUCAACUUCGUGGCCGUGCAGAAAGGAUGGGUGGUGCACUAUGAGGACGUGAGUGCCGCUUUCCUACAGGGGAAGGAGCUGCCCCGCGUGGAAAAGGUCUACGUGAAGGUGCCCCACGGCUACCCUCCGGAGGUCCUCGAGUACCUGGCCGAGCAGCUGGGGGGGAAUGUGCGGACGGACAUGGUGGAGUUGACUAAGGCAGGUUUCGGGCUGCCCGAGAGUCCGCGGCUUUGGUACCUGGAGUACAAGGACACAAUCGAAGCUCUGGGACUCAAGGAACUGGCCCUCGUGCCAGGGCUGUUCCGGGCCUUCCAUGUGAGUGGAGCCCUGAGGGCAAUGGCUUCGAUUCAUGUGGACGACACCAGGUACGGAGGAGACGAAACGAGCCAGGAACUCUGGGAUGCCCUUCACGCCAAGCUUAAGUUCGGCAAGCUGCGCAAGGCGACGGAGGGCUGGCAGAAGUUCUGUGGGCGAUGGGAGCGACAAUGCCCAAGGACCUUAGAGAUGGAGUACUCAAUGACGGAGUACACCAAGCAAAUACCGCUGGCGAAGGUGCGUGAGGGGAAUGGGCAAGAUGAUCCGAUCCCCAAGAGUUCCGCCCCGGCAAGUGUGAUAGCUACCUCGUCUUCUACCUCGAUUCCCAAGAGUUCCCCAACGGCAGGUGUGAUAGCUACCUCGUCUUCUACCCCGAUUCCCGAGAGUUCCUCAACGGCAGGUGUGAUAGCCACCUCGUCUUCUACCUCGAUUCCCGAGAGUCCCUCAACGGCAGGUGUGAUAGCUUUCUCGUCUUCUACCUCGAUUCCUGGGGGGCAAGCUUCAGUUGAAGACGCAAUGGUCAUUCAGCUCUUGGCGGACGCCAUACACAAGGCAGUGGAUCCUAACGAUGCUUUGACAGGAGGGGAGCGGAAGGUCAUCGGCUCGGUCGUGGGUCGCUUGAACUGGGCCGCGCGUCAAGGCCGUUAUGACCUGGCUUUCGUGGCAUCCAGCAUCCAGCAACUAGCAGGUCGCGGUGAUCCAGCUGCCUUGCGAGUGCUGAACCAAGGGGUGAGGCGUGCUAGGGAAGACGUGGUCCUGCCGAUUCGUAACUUGGGUUGCGACUUGGCAGAUGUGGUGGUCGUGUCGGUCAGUGAUGCGGCCUAUGGAGCUAUGCCAGGAGGACACAGCCAGGCAGGCUUGCUGAUCCUGCUGGCCUCGCCCGACAUCCUUAAGGGUGAGGCUCCCGUCUGUGCCAUCGAGGGCACGAGCAGCAAGAUUCAAAGGGUGGUGCGAUGUUCUAUGUCGGCCGAGGUGAGUGCCCUGGCUACAUGCUUCGAACACGGUGACUUCGUGAGGGCCGUCUUUUGCGAGUUGAUAGACCAUCGCUUCGAUUUGAAGCGAUGGAAGCUGUCGGUGAGCCGGUGGCCGCACUACCUGGUGGCCAUCGACAUCGCAGUGUUGCGACAGGCCAUAGUCGAUGACGACACCAACUGCUUUGUCCGUUGG
Molecule: messenger RNA, 7455 nt
Organism: Symbiodinium sp. CCMP2456
Lineage: Eukaryota; Dinophyceae; Suessiales; Symbiodiniaceae
Source: the annotation of a GenBank genome assembly